Populus euphratica (Euphrates poplar) is the source of this 1393-nucleotide messenger RNA. RefSeq names its product soluble inorganic pyrophosphatase 1, chloroplastic-like. NCBI's taxonomy places the organism in Eukaryota, Viridiplantae, Streptophyta, Magnoliopsida, Malpighiales, Salicaceae. Gene Ontology annotation, biological process: phosphate-containing compound metabolic process. The record is from RefSeq and is a predicted model, not a curated record. The transcript has 6 exons. Gene Ontology annotation, molecular function: inorganic diphosphate phosphatase activity; magnesium ion binding. The coding region runs from base 196 to 1089 and encodes 297 amino acids. Gene Ontology annotation, cellular component: cytoplasm.
CAAGACUCAAGGGUAUGACAUUAGAGUGUGGGACGCAGGCAGCCUAUCAAGACCGUACAAAGAACUCGUUCUCUUCUCUGUGGCUCAAAAACUUAGAAAGCCCUCCCUUUUUAAACUGAGGCUUGGCUCACAAGAAGUACUCUCUCAGUGAAUCUAACCAAGAAAAGGGCACUAUCAGUGAACCUAGCAGCAAAAAUGGCGACUGCGAGAGUGAUGUCAGCUGCAACCAGCACAACAGCAUCCUGCUUGCUCCUUAAAAGACCAUUCGUCAGUUUAAAUCAAAAGGCUCCCACCUUCAACAACCACCUUCGCUUCAACACCACCACCAAAAGGGUUUCAAAGAGGUUGUUUUCUUGCAAGUCUAUUUACAAUCCUGAUGUUCAAAUCAAGGAAGAAGGCCAGCCUGAGACCCUUGAUUACCGUGUCUACUUUCUUGACAAUUCUGGCAAAAAGGUUUCGCCCUGGCAUGACAUACCGUUGCACUUGGGAGAUGGGGCUUUCAACUUUGUUGUUGAAAUACCAAAAGAAUCAAGCGCAAAGAUGGAGGUUGCUACUGAUGAGCAAUUCACUCCUAUUAAGCAAGAUACCAAAAAGGGGAAACUAAGAUACUAUCCCUACAACAUAAACUGGAACUAUGGAUUGCUUCCACAAACAUGGGAAGACCCAUCUUUUGCAAAUGCCGAAGUUGAAGAAGCAUUAGGAGAUAAUGACCCUGUUGAUGUUGUCGAGAUUGGUGAAAGACGGGGAAAGAUUGGUGAAAUUCUCAAGGUCAAGCCCUUGGCUGCUUUGGCCAUGAUUGAUGAAGGGGAACUUGACUGGAAAAUUGUUGCUAUCUCUUUGGAUGAUCCACGAGCAUCUCUCGUAAAUGAUGUUGAUGAUGUAGAGAAACAUUUCCCCGGCACUCUCACUGCAAUCAGGGAUUGGUUCAGAGACUAUAAGAUCCCUGAUGGGAAACCUGCCAACAGGUUUGGUCUUGGCAACAAGGCAGCAAGCAAGGACUAUGCUCUCAAGGUCAUCACCGAGACCAAUGAAUCUUGGGCGAAACUUGUCAAGAGAUCGAUUCCAGCCGGAGAGCUUUCUCUUGUAUAAAAGCCACUGGUAGACUAGAGUCGGAGGUGAAAGUAUUAUUAUUGAGAUGGAGCUGGAAGUAGUAUUGUUUUUGGCAUUACUUGCCAGAAAUUUUACCUUCUGGCAAGCAAGCCCCGUGUUGUCUCAAUACAUUGAUGAUAUCAAAACAUUUUUUCCUCGUUAACGAGUUUGAAUAAUCCAUUGUUCCUAUGCAACUUGUUUGUGUUUUCAUCGUGAGACUGAGAUUACAUUUCUGGUACACAAACAAAAACUGUAUGCAUUCCUGUUACUAUGGUCAUGCUUAUACAAGAUGGUGGUUGGAAUA